AUGGAUAAAGAGGAAGCCCCCAGAAGAAUGACCAGGUUUUCAGCAUCAACAUCAACUUCAAAUAUUCUACAUGCAACAAAAGGAAACAACCUUGAAACACUAACAACCAAUGAACUUUUAGUUGGAGGGGACUCCAUUAGCCUAGAUGAUAUAAUUGCCAAUUUUCCUGCUAGAAGUAGCCAAAUUCUUGAGAUCGCGCGUCUUUUGGGACCGUUGAAUUCACCACUACUUCCUUUGUUUAUGUAUGGAGGUGCUUCUACUGGAAAAACUAGUAUCAUUCUUCAAUUGUUUAGACAUCUCAACCGCCCUAUUGUUUAUUCUAGUUGUAGGACGUGUUAUAAUCAACGUAUUUUGUUCGAGUCUGUUCUAAAUCAGUUGCUUCUCCAUAGAAAAAAUGUUGCCAAUUGUUAUACAAAUGCUAAGCGCUGUGAAAGACCGUCUGAUUUUGUCAAUUUCCUUCGGGAAGCAUUGACAAGUGUUAUAAAUAAUCUGAAGGAGAAAUCAAACAAGUUGGUCUCAGGAAAUAAAAUACACGGGGGAAUGGGAAAUAUAAUCUACCUAGUAUUUGACAAUUUUCAUCUUGUUAGAGAUUGGGAUAAAAGCUCUACUAUAUUACCCUUGUUGUUUAAUCUCUAUGAUAUGCUAAAGAUGCCAGAGGUUGGUCUGAUUUUCAUCAGUGGUACUUCCCCAGAUACCUUUUACUCUAACAUGGGUUAUGUUGAGCCCAUCCCCAUUUACUUUCCUGAUUAUACUGAAGGUGAUAUUCGUCAAAUACUAUUGAGAAACCAAGCGAACCAGAAGUUGUAUUCUUCAUUUCUCGACGUAGCUCUGAGACCUUUCUGUAGAAUUACUAGGCAGGUUGGUGAAUUGUCUAAUGCGUUAAAGCCACUAUUUGAAAAAUAUUGCGAACCUUUAAGUGAUAAGGGAAAAGGAGUUAUCCCUACUGAAGACAUGAAGAGGAGGCUAUUCAAUCAUAUCAAGCCUCAUAUUGCCUCAUCUCUGAAUGAUGUAUUUAAGGUUUCGUCUCCUGCUUCAAGUAAAGUUAAGGUCGGUAAAGAGACAAAGCAUAAGGGGAGUCCUAAGAGAUCAGAGAGAUUUGAAGAAAUCGGUGAUCUUGAUUUUCAUAUGUCAACUAGUGCAAAGUAUCUUCUUAUUUCAUCAUUUCUUGCCUCCAGAAACCCUGCUACUCUUGAUGCUUCACUUUUUGAUUCCAAAGGUGGUUCUGAUAAUCGAAAGCGAAAAAGGAAGGCCUCCGAGAAAGUGCUGGAAAAGAAAGAAAUUUUAGAAGAGGAACUACUAAUGAAAGGACCUGGAACUUUCCCAUUGGAGAGGUUGAUAGCCAUCUUUCAGUGUAUUGUAUCUGUUGCAGAAGAGCCAUAUGAUGAAGAGGAGCCAAACAGCAAUGAAUUAGGAGCUGAAUGUAGCAAUGGUUCACUGAUCUCUGACGUUCUUUUGCAGCUAUCCACUCUCUGUAAUGCUAAUUUUAUUUUCAAAGGAAAAAGCUGUCCAAUUGAGGGUUCAACUCGGUAUCGAUCAACUAUAUCUGAAAACCUGGCCUUAAAGCAGGUUGCAAGAAGCCUAAAGUUCCCACUGUCAAAAUAUUUGUACAGAAAUUAG
Messenger RNA from Vicia faba (fava bean), 1617 nucleotides. NCBI's taxonomy places the organism in Eukaryota, Viridiplantae, Streptophyta, Magnoliopsida, Fabales, Fabaceae. The record is from the annotation of a GenBank genome assembly.